Molecule: messenger RNA, 4000 nt
Organism: Mytilus trossulus (common blue mussel)
Lineage: Eukaryota; Metazoa; Mollusca; Bivalvia; Mytilida; Mytilidae
Product: protein Wnt-5a-like
Exons: 5
Coding region: 440-1522 (360 amino acids)
Biological process (GO): canonical Wnt signaling pathway; cell fate commitment; multicellular organism development
Cellular component (GO): extracellular region
Molecular function (GO): frizzled binding; cytokine activity
Source: RefSeq, a predicted model, not a curated record
CGCAGUCGGCUGUAUAGUAUAUAAGUGUUUAUUUCAUUAUUUGUGUUAUUCAUGGCUUUUAGUCAAGUUAAUAAUUUUCUACGUUAAGAAAAUUUUAUGUGCACUAUUGUUACAUUAAAGGAAUAGUUGAAAAUUGAAUAUCAGAUUUCGUGCUAAUUUUUAUUUUAAUUGCUGAUAAAUUGGUAUAAUUAGUGAAACAAGUUCGUGUAAGAUAUUCUAGCCUUGGUAUACAAACAUUACAGAAAUAUUUAGGCUGCAUGUAUUGUGCAGUAUCAUUCUUUGCGGUAUUUUGUGUAUAUUAAAUAUAAGUUCAUAAGGACAUAUUAUAAACAAAGGAUUUAACUACAAAAGUCAAGGGAUCAAUAGUGAACUUGGUAAAUCAUAGAUAGGAAAAUCUAUGUUUUAAGUGUUACCUAGAAACCGGAAGAAAUAUGCCAAGAUGACAGAAACACAAUGGAAUGGGACUGUGUUAUAUCUGUUAGGAAUAGUACAAGCAAUAUUUGUUGUUGUUAACGCAAACGUAUGGUGGAGUCUUGGCACAAAUCCACGAAUGCUAAUGGUUGGAGUACAACCAUUUUGUACAGAACUUAGAGAGUUAUCUCCCGGACAAAUCCGUGCUUGUCAAAAUCAUCAUGAUCAUAUGCCCAGUGUUGGUAGAGGGGCACGGUUAGGUAUAACAGAAUGCCAAACACAAUUUAAAAAUCGUCGAUGGAACUGUACAACCAUAGAAGACGAUAGAACCGUAUUUGGUCCUGUUAUACAAAUAGCGAGCCGCGAGGCAGCAUUUAUGCAUUCUAUAUUAGCAGCAGGAGUUGUUAGUGCUAUAGCACGGUCGUGUCGAGAUGGUGAACUAAGUUCGUGUCACUGUAGUAAAGCAUUACGCCCUAAAGAACUAGUAAGGGACUGGAUAUGGGGUGGGUGUGGUGAUAAUAUACAAUACGGGUAUAAAUUUGGAAGUUACUUUGUUGAUCUUAGAGAAAAAGAUAAAAAUCAUCCAAGACUUUCUCCUGAGUUGUCAAGAAUGUUGAUGAACCUUCAUAACAACGAAGCAGGAAGAAGGGCAGUUUAUAAUUAUGCCAAUGUUGCAUGCAAGUGUCAUGGUGUAUCCGGAUCGUGUAGUUUGAAAACUUGUUGGCAGGCAUUACCGCCAUUCAAAGAUGUUGGAAAAAGAUUAAAAGACCGGUAUGACGGUGCAGUGGAAGUAAAAUUUAAUAAAAGAGGAACACGAUUAAUACGAAGGAAGAGACGUUUUAAUAAACCAACACAAGAUGAUUUAUUAUAUGUAAAUACGUCACCUGAUUAUUGUGUGGCCAAUUCAACAACUGGUUCUUUAGGGACCGUAGGCAGGGAGUGUAACAGACUGUCCGAAGGAAUGGACGGGUGUAGACUUAUGUGUUGUGGUCGAGGGUACAAUACAUUCAAACGAAAACUAAUAGAACGAUGCCAGUGUAAAUUUCAUUGGUGUUGUUAUGUUAAAUGCCGGACUUGUGAAAGAAUAGUUGAUAUUAACUCAUGCAAAUGAUCGCAACAUAUGCAAAAACAAAAACAAAUGUCCGCCUCAAAUAGGCUAUGAGAUUAGAAUAAGAUAUGGUAAUCCGGGAUGCAAAUGAUGAGGUUCUAUAAAAGAUUUGAAAGGCAUUGAAACUGUUCGGAGUUGCCAUUUGCGUAAAUGUGUUCGACAUGUGUUAAUGUAUAGAACACAUACAAAUACAACAGGAGUAAAAAUGAAUGCAAAUCAUAACAGUCUAGUUUAACAUGUAUAUACACUUAUGUUCUACCUCUUUAUUUAAGAUCUUUACUACUACCAUGACAUGUUUUUUUGUAGUUCUGAUGCAUAUUCGCUCGUAUAAAUGGAUUCAGACUUUAUAAACUACCACACGUAUAUUGACCCCUUAGAUAAUCGAUAAUGACCAUUCAAAUGAAAAAAAAGGCCAGUUUUCUAUGGUAUAAUGAAAGAAGGAUUCCCGUCAACAUAUGAACAUUGUGGUACUUGUAUCUGAUUGUUGAAAGUCCCUUAGAUAAGAAAGUUUGUCCUGUCAGUAAAAAAUGUUCAACGUAUAAAUUAAAAUGUUGUAAAUAGUUCGUUUGUACAUAAAAGUAAAGUAUUGUUUUGUAUGCAGGUUCAUCCAGUCUCAUUAAAUAACAUCGUAUUUCCCUUGAUCUUAUAUCAGCCUUCCUUAGUUAGGACUCCAUGGAAUGGAAGACUAUUGUUACAUAUUUCUGAUCAAUCAGAACAAUCAAGUAUAUAAAAGACAUUUAAUAGUAAAAGAAGUUUGGAAUCUGGAUAAUAGAAAAAAAUACACGUAGAGCAUAACAUUUAAAGCAGAUACCCUUAACUUAUUAAUAUAAAAUGAGGAAUUUGUCAUGAUUACAAACAAUAGAUCGUCAUCGGUCCUGAGUAAUACAAAUACAGUAAAGUUUCCAAUUAGGCUGAAUGAAAAUCCAAUAACAUAUCAAUAAUAUAAAAAUGUUAACUGGACAUUUUGUUUUAAUGAAUCUCAAUGCUUUUAUGAUAGGAAGUUUUAUUCGUGAUGUUCAUCAAAUGUUUUAUUCUAAUUGUGUUUAUAUAGUUUCAAUCUUGUUUGUAGAUAAUCAUAUAGAAAUUAUUUAUUUACGCAAUGUUUUUUUUAUGAAACUUGUUUUUUUUUAUAUAUUGUAACUUGUUUUGUUAUAUUUGUUAUAUUUCUAUGUCAUGUAACUGAAAUAUGUGAACAGUGAUUGGUGAGUUUUUUCCAAUACCCACUUUGAACGCAUACACUAGUAUCCAAAGUCGUACUAUGUAUACAAGUUUAUUACGUGUAUACGGAUACUUGAAAUUUGUUCGCUAACGUACAACUUUGUUACGUUGUAGUACUAUAAUAUCUCGUAAACAUUCUGGACUUAAAUUCAACUUGCAUCUUAAAUUUAUACCUUAUUCUUUAAUAUAAUACAGCUUAUACAAUUUAAUUAAGCAUCAAGAUGCCUAUGUGAUGUGUUUUGUAGUAAAAUGAAAACAAUCAAAUAUUUUGAAACUAAUUGUCAGUGAUUUUUUACAAAAUUUGUUCAAACAGUUUAUCGUUUUAAUGUAUUUUUGUAGAUUUUCGAUUUACUGGAGUUUUACCACGAAGUUAUAGUAUGUUAGAUGAAUGAGAGCGAUAUUGAAGGCAUCUUUCAUCAAUUACAUUUGACGAAACUUGAUACCCAUUUAAAGAUUUAAAUUAAAAUCAUUUAACACUGAAAAUCAUGUACGUGUGACUGAUAUGGAUCUUUAUUUGCAUUGUAAAUAAACUCAUUUUUCAUUCCUCAACAUCGUGUGAGUUUUAAGCCAAGAUUGAUCUGAUUUACUAUUAAAGUUUCCACCAGGUUCUUACGAUUUUUGUAUAAUUUUAUGUAUAACCUCCCAUUUUUUUUUACUGUCUCAAAUACAAAAUUAAAACCAAUCUAGAAGAGAAAAAUGAUAUGAAAAGAAAUUAUAAAAAAGUUAAACAUAAUAUGAUAUGAUAAUAUCUUAGUCUAUGAAUAUAAUAACGAACUUUAAAAGUGUAAUUUUCUCACAAAUCCUUCAUUUUUUAUGACGAAAAGUUUAGAUUCAAACCAGUUUUAUCGGCACAAAGCUUCAUUUGCAAAUAAAGUUAGUAUCAGUAUAAAAUCUGCACUUUCAUCAAUCGAUAACAUCCUGCCAUACGAAGUAAUGAGUUUCUGUCGGCACUAUUUCUGCAACAUUAACCAAUAUUCAUACGCCUCAGGAGGAAGUCUCAAUCUCCACUAUAAAUGGACGAGACAAAAGCACAAAUUAUCCAAAAGGUUGUUAAUGUAAUUUAACUUGACUGUGAAGUGAUUAACUUUUAAGUUGAGGAUUCAAUCGGAAUUAAUGUGAUGAAAACAUAUCUAAUUUAGCAGUUAUGAUGUUAGCAUUGAUUUCUCUUACUGAUGUUGUCCCGACAGAAAAUUAAGUCUGUAUUAUAGAAAAUCAUUCACUAUUAAAAAUUAUCGCCGACUGCAAUAAAUUGUUAAUUUUGUA